UGAGUGCACACUUGUGAGCUAUGCGGAAAAACAAGUCGAGACAAUAACUCCACACAACUUCCUAUUGCAAAAAAAUAUUCCACACACCCACGGGAGCCGAGAACCGCACAGCCUGGCAGCUCCUUCUCUUUGCAGAAUUAGGCUGCUUUUGUUUUAUUGGUCAAAUGAUGAGCGUUAAUAACGAAAGGGCCGUGAGCGUCCUUAAACAGAUCCGACAAAAACCCGGCAACGGAGUUUGCGCGGACUGCAAAGAGACAGAUCCGUCAUGGGCUUCGUGUUCCUUGGGAAUUUUCAUCUGUCUCACCUGCUCGGGAAUCCAUCGGAAUAUUCCCAAACUAAGCAAAGUGAAAUCGUUAACCCUCGCACGAUGGGAGGACUCUGAAAUCGAGUUCAUGGCUGAAAAUGGCAAUACUGCAGUCUGUGCGAAAUACGAAGCUGAGGUUCCAGUGUAUUACUACAGACCGACGCAAAGGGACUGCCAGAUUGUGAAAGAGCAGUGGAUUCGAGCGAAGUACGAGCGAGAGGAGUUCAUUGCAGGAGGAGGGAAGAGCCUGCCCUACGAGAAAGGCUCCAGAGAGGGGCUGCUGUGGAAGAGAGGACGGGAUAACGGACAGUUCCUGCACAGGAAGUUCGUUCUGUCCGAGAGAGACGGGACCCUGAGAUACUUCCACAGACUCGAUGCCAAGGAGCCCAAAGCCAUCAUCAAAGUGGACUCCCUGAACGCCACCUUCCAGCCGAGCAAGAUCGGGAACCCCAACGGACUGCAGCUGAGUUACCUGAAGGAUUACAGCACGAGAAACAUUUUCAUCUACCACGAGAACAGCAAGGAGAUCGUUGACUGGUUCAAUUCUAUCAGGUCUCUUCAGCUCCGUUACUUACAGGUUGCCUUUCCUGGCGCGAGUGAUUUAGAAUUGAUUCCGAAACUGACCAGGAGCUUCCUCAAAGAAGGCUACAUGGAGAAAACUGGACCGCGGCACACAGAAGAGUUUAAGAAGCGCUGGUUUUCGCUGGAUCACAGGCGCCUCAUGUAUUUCAAGGACCCCUUGGAUGCCUUUGCGAAGGGAGAGGUUUUCAUUGGUCACCGGGACAUGGGCUACAGCGUGAAGGCGGGACUUCCUGCCGGGACCCACUGCAGCGGCGCCUGGCAACACGGGAUCACCAUAGUAACGCCGGAACGCAGUUUCCUGCUUACCUGCGAGACCGAGAGAGACCAGCAGGACUGGAUCGGCCACUUCGAGAGCCUGCUGCAGCGCACCAUGUCACCACAAGAGUACGCCAUGGAGGCUCUCUUCAAACACAAGCCCUGAUCGCUGUCGGAAACCAAGCGACCUUUCACCUCCGCGUGACAACUUCCUUCCUGCGUUUUUGAGCUCUGACGACUUCCUGUGUGUUGGACUGUGUUGUCGUGUUUUUUUUUUUUUUUUUUUUUUUAAUGUCCUUGUUGUUGGGGGGGGCUGUUAAAGGUGUCGCACCUGAGGUUUUCUUUUAAACGCCCAUUUCCUGGCGUUGGGUUUUUGUGCCUUUUUCACUGCUGCCUGUGUCAUCAUGUAGUUUUGAAUGUUUCAUUUUCUAGAAAUGUACUUUUCCGAAUGUGCUACACUAGUGCUUCCGAAACCCGUCGUUUUGUUUGACGUCUUGUCCGAAGGACGGUGCACAAGGAGGUGAAGUGACUUUCUCAGGGUCACACACACACACACACACACACACACAGCGAGUCGGAGGCUCAGCCGGGAUUUGAACCCUCCUGGUAUCAAGACCCCCUUUCUCUCCAUUUUAUCAGCUGUUAAACAGAUGCAGAUUUCACCUUUAACUGUAAAAUUUGAUAAACAACUUGCAAAUCUGCAACUUUAUCUUUUAGAAACAAUUAAAAAGAUCUAAUUAAGACACUUCUCAGUUGGAUUCAGGGUCUGGUUCAGUGAUUUGAGAGCUUGGUUGGAAUUGAAACCAGCCGGCACAGCACAGGGGGCCUCGGGACCGGGGGUGGGAAGCUCUGUUUUACACUAUGGAACCUGCACUCUUACACGGCAUGCACUAAUUAUAGUCCCUGUGUGUGUGUGUGUUGCUCAUGCAGGGUGAUUAUUUUCCGUUCUGUGUCUGAAGCCUCACUUAUUAGUUUAAAUCCUUUUUUUUUUUGUAAUUAUUAACUGUAAUUGUUUUAAACUUGCUAACAUCAAGUGUGUUAUGAACGGGGGAAAUUAUAUAAAUAAAUCACGGAUUGUAUUAAGA
Messenger RNA from Polyodon spathula (Mississippi paddlefish), 2226 nucleotides. RefSeq lists its product as uncharacterized. NCBI's taxonomy places the organism in Eukaryota, Metazoa, Chordata, Actinopteri, Acipenseriformes, Polyodontidae. Bases 165 to 1307 code for a protein of 380 amino acids. Gene Ontology annotation, molecular function: GTPase activator activity; phosphatidylinositol bisphosphate binding. Gene Ontology annotation, cellular component: plasma membrane; intracellular membrane-bounded organelle. The transcript has 12 exons. Gene Ontology annotation, biological process: positive regulation of GTPase activity. The record is from RefSeq and is a predicted model, not a curated record.